CACAAAUUUGAAAUUACAAACCCGAAAAAUCUCUCACGUCGACAGCCACCACUACAAACUCACGGGCGGUGGCGGCGGGGCCUAUGUCGAAAUUCAACGUGCCGCCGCCACCACCAUCAACAUUGCCGAGGCCGCUGUACAAGCAGCGGUCGUGGUCUCCCGAUGCGGAGCGAGACGAAGCGUGGCAGCGGCGGAAGGGGAAUUAUAAAAUGCAUUGUUGUCGACAACGCAGCAAGAGCGUUACAGACGACGAUUUACAAGAGUUGAAAGGGUCUAUCGAGUUUGGUUUCGGAUUUGAACCUGAUUCGCCGGUACUUGAUCCGAAAUUAUCGGAUACUUUACCCGCUUUAGGGUUUUAUUGUGCUGUGAAUAAACAGUAUAGUAAUAGAUUGUCGAGGUCCUCGUCGACAUCCUCCAUUUUUUCUGAUAGCGAUUCCUGUAGUUCUAGUACCAUUUUUGAUGCAGGUGAAGAUCCAGAAACGGUGAAGGUGAGAUUGAGGCAGUGGGCGCAGGUGGUUGCUUGUUCGGUAAGGCAAUCCGCAGGAGAUUGAGAAAACGGCGUCGUUUUUUUGUGUAAAAUACUUGAUUCAUUUUACUUAGUGUCAAAGUUUCUGGAUUGGUUAUGUGGUGAUGUUAAUGUAUUAUUGAUUUUGACAAGGCAGCUUCUACUGCAAAUUUUAUUAUAAUUUCUUCUCAGACCAUUAAUCGUUGCACUAA
Molecule: messenger RNA, 717 nt
Organism: Pistacia vera
Lineage: Eukaryota; Viridiplantae; Streptophyta; Magnoliopsida; Sapindales; Anacardiaceae
Exons: 2
Coding region: 84-551 (155 amino acids)
Source: RefSeq, a predicted model, not a curated record